Molecule: messenger RNA, 2249 nt
Organism: Dromiciops gliroides (monito del monte)
Lineage: Eukaryota; Metazoa; Chordata; Mammalia; Microbiotheria; Microbiotheriidae
Gene: TCHP
Product: trichoplein keratin filament binding
Exons: 14
Coding region: 243-1742 (499 amino acids)
Biological process (GO): apoptotic process
Cellular component (GO): keratin filament
Source: RefSeq, a predicted model, not a curated record
CCUUGACAACGGCCGGGAGAGCGCGCGGCUUGGCGGCUGAAGCGCCGAGGUGGCUGUAACGGCUGCCGAGGCGGCGGAAGGAGGUCGAGGGGAGGAAACUGAGGCCCAGAGAAAGGAAGCAACUUGCCGAGGGAGUGCAGGAACGGGACACAGAAUAGAUACCUGGAGUCGGAGGGAACGAACGAUGCCUUGAUCGCUUUCCACGAACCACUUACUCCGUCUGAGCCUCGGUUUCUCCAUCUAUGGCAUUACCUACCAUUCCCUUCUCCUGGCCCACCCGCAGCAGACUGCUAGAAAGGCAGAUUGUGCGUCACCGAGAACAAGAAGCCCGAUUCCGGCAACAGUGGGAUGUCAACAGUCGCUAUUUCAGAGAAUCUGAUGUCUGGAGCUCCAAACAGGCCCAGUGGAGCUCAAGAGCAUGCUACCAGCAGAGCAUGCAAGCAUACGAACAGCAGAAACUGAAGGAAGAGAAGAAAAAGAGUUUGGUGGAACGAAGGAAACGUCUGGCUAAACUCCUGGCAGAGGAGAGGAGUCAGUUCACCAAAGAACUGAAAGAGAAGAGGCUGAAUGUGGCUUUGAGAGAGAGUGACAUGAGAGCAAGAAGCGAGAGACUGAAGUCGGCAAGAGAACAAGAGAGGAAAUCGGUUGCCGAACAGCUUCUGUAUGAACACUGGAAGAAGACUGACCCCAGAUUUCGACAGAUUGAAUCAGCUCUUCACAGAAAGCAUGUGGUAGACUCCUGGGAAUCUCAGCUGUCAGAAAGAAAACAGCAAGAAACUGCCGAGAAAGAAGAAAAAAUACACUUUGAAAACCAGUAUGAGAGGGCCAGAAGGGAAGCCAUGGAGCGGAUGAGGCGCGAAGAAGAGAAGAGACGCCUGGAGGACAAGCAGCAGGCAGAGGCUUUGCUCCAACAGAUGGAAGAGCUCAAGCUCAAGGAGAUGGAGGCCACAAAACUGAAGAAAGAACAAGAGAAUUUGCUGAGGCAACAGUGGGAACUUGGUUUACUGGAGGAGGAAAGGAAGAACAUGGAGGAGUACAGGAAGAAAGCGGAGCUGGGACGCUUUUUGAGACACCAGUACAACGCUCAGCUGAAUCGACGUGCCCAGCAAAUCCAAGAGGAGCUGGAGGCAGACAAACGGAUUCUCUUGGCCCUUCUGGAGAAGGAAGAUGAGGACCAACGGCGGGACUCAGCCAGGCGGGAGCAAGCAGCGGCAGAUGCCGCGUGGAUGAAACAAGUCAUUGAGGACCAGCUGGAAGUGGAGAGAGCACGAGAAGCCGAGCUGCAGAUGUUGUACAGGGAAGAGGCCAAGCAGAUGUGGGAGAAGCGAGAGGCCGAGUGGGAGAGAGAGAGGCAGGCUCGAGACCGACUGAUGAAAGAGGUUCUUACAGAGAGACAGCAUCAGCUCCAAGAAAAGAUUGCACUAAACCGGCGUGCGCAGGAGGAAGCCUUGAAGUACAGGGAGCAGCUGAUUCGAGGCCUGGAGGAGGCGAGGGAGGAGAGCCGCAGGGAACGCGCUGAGGAGGCAGAGCUGAAGACGGCGCGUAAGCAAGAGCUAGAGGCCCAGGUUGCAGAGCGCCAUCUCCAAGACCAGGAGGAACAGGAGCAACAGAGAAAGGAAGAGGCAGAGGCGAGGCACGCGGACCAGUUGUCUGAGGAGCUCAUUGAGCAGGAGGCCCGCCUGAUGAGCCAGCGCGGCUUCCAGUCCAAGCCCUAUGGGCGUCCCAAAAUUGCCUGGAACUGAACCCGGAUGCCCAGAAAGCCCUAGGACCAAGGACACUGAGGUGUCGGCUGCAUUGCUAAUAAAACUGAUCAGGUAUUCUGGGGAUUACAAAUAAGCAUUCUGUUACGCUCGCCGUUUGGAAAAGGUUACUGGAGUAUUGCUCAGAGUAAAUUAAAUGGGCAUGGGACUGGGCCAGACCCUAAGGGGCUGGGGCCUGUGCAGGCAGGCUAAUGUAAAAAUGUAGGCCUUGUCAAAGUGUAAUGAAAGAGGUGAACGUUUAGGAAAUUUUCAGUUAGUUUUCUAUGGAAACUAAGUUAUUUGUAAAUAGCAGAAAGUUCUAAAGUUCUUAGUUAUUAAGUGUUGGACAUUUGGCUCUUCAGUAAGAAUUUCAUGUAAACUGUAAGAUAGAAUGUGUCUGAGCCGUGGGCUCAUGCUCAUUCAAACCCCCACAGUUACCAGUAAAUGUAAACGUUUAGUGAUGCUGUUGGCUUAUUGUAUAAAUUUAAAUCGCUAAAGGCCAUUUAUUUA